This is a messenger RNA of Trypanosoma cruzi, 1152 nucleotides long. RefSeq lists its product as uncharacterized. NCBI's taxonomy places the organism in Eukaryota, Euglenozoa, Kinetoplastea, Trypanosomatida, Trypanosomatidae. The transcript has a single exon. The record is from RefSeq and is a predicted model, not a curated record. The coding region runs from base 1 to 1152 and encodes 383 amino acids.
AUGCUGCGUUCUUCGUCCAUCUUGCGGGAUGUCAGCUUUGCCGGGAUGCAGAUGCCGCGCAAAUACGUCUCCAUGGGCGGGUGGUGUGGCCCCGCGCUUAUUUUGGGCAAGCUGGGCCUGCGCACCGAGGCGUAUCCGUUUGACUUUAGUCGUUGCACGCUAGAUGGCAUUUUGCACUUCAUCCGUGAGGGUUUUGCGCACGGCUUUUAUCCGCCCGGUCUACCGCCUUAUCGCCCGGAGUGUGUUGGUAUAUGGGUGCUCUACCGCGGCCAGCACACCGCCUUUGCCCACUUUGACCUGAACGAUCCGAAGAUUCAGGCGCAGUUCACCCGCAAGAUGAAACGAUGGGACAAAUUAAUCGAUGCACCAGAGAUGCCGGUGACAUUCUUCCGCACAAUAUCGGCACGUGACCCCAUGGAGGAAAUACGGCUUAUUCCGGAGGUGGAAGCGGCCCUCGUGGCACGUAAUCCAACGCUUGACUUCCGUAUCGUGGUGGUUGCACACGACCAGGGUCUCGUUGCUCGAAGUGUUGAGCUCACCCCACUUUCGCCGCGUGUCUCUCUCUGGUCUCUUGCAUAUACACGCGAUGCCAGUUUUACAUUGUUUGACCGCUCGCAAGAGGCCUACGCCGACAUUGUACUACACAGUCUGGAGGAGGAGAACUGGCCACUAGACCCAGCGCGGAUGCCAACACCAGUGGGUCUGCGAGACACGGAAGCGGACUACGAGCGACGUGUAUUAUACCGAGCUGGUGGGGCUGAUGUUUCAUUUGAUUCACUUAGAGCCGAUGCGUUUCCAUGGCGCAGCCAUGACAACAUUGCCCUGAUUGAUGGUGUGGCGAGUGUGGGAGGCACAUGCGUGGGAAUUGGUAGUACACGAUGUACGGACGGUCUUUGUGCCUUUUGUGGUAGCACCGAUUAUCACAAGGCCGGCCGUCCCUUCCGCACAGAUCGGCCCUUCACCGCGGAGGAGGACCAACUGGUAUUAGUCCACCUUUAUCGGAUUCUCACCGGCGGCGACAAAAUUGAGGCGGUGGAAGAACUUGCGCACAAAAUGAAUCGCGGUGCCUUUGAAGUCAUCUGUCGUAUUCAGUUCCUCACGAAUUCCAGUGUGAAGAUUAUGGACUACGCCUGGGAGCACGAGGGGGAAUAA